AUGGACGUCCACGGAGUAUCUCAUAGCGAUCGCAUGGAUUAUAACGACCUCGAUCACAUGGGGCCCAAACACGGCAAAAUGUUGCCCUGCCAGGAUGAUCGCUUGGACAGUGGUCUGGAAUCGUUGAAGGAAGACGAGCUGGUCAACGACUUGGAUCACUUGCGUGUGAGCGUAAGCGAAGUACGCCCAGUAAUUCCCGAGUACGAGCCUUGGAGAAGUGUCGUGACCGAGGACGGAGACACGCUUCUACACUUGGCCAUCAUUCAUGAAGCCUCUGACCAAGCCGAACAGAUGAUCAAACUGUCCCACAAUCACCCCUUCCUGAAUGUACAGAACAACCAAAGACAGACGGCACUCCACCUCGCCGUGAUCACAGACCAGCCCCAGUUGGUGGAACGACUCCUGAAAGCAGGCUGUGAUCCGCGGCUGGCUGACGACUCUGGCAACACGGCGUUGCACAUAGCCUGCAAGAAAGGCUCCCUCGCCUGUUUCGGCGUCAUCACCCAGACAAGUCAGCGCCACCUCAGCUCCAUCAUCUCCUUCCCCAACUACAGUGGACAUAACUGUCUUCAUGUCGCAUCGCUUCACGGUUACAUUUCAUUAGUGGAGAAUCUCGUCGGACUAGGUGCAGACAUCAAUGCACAGGAACAAUGCAGUGGCAAGACGGCACUCCAUCUGGCUGUGGAUGUCCAAAACCCAGCGCUGGUCCGUCGCCUCCUUGACCUCGGUGCUGACGUUAAUUGCCUCAACUAUGGCGGUUUCACACCGUACCAUCUCACAUAUGGAAGGCAAAAUGAAGAAAUACGAAGCCAGCUGUACGAGAAGACUGCGCAGGAGUUGAGGGCCUUGCCUGAAAGCGAAUCAGAUGAAAGCGAUAUGGAGGAUUUGGACUUUACGGAAGAUGAGUUAUACGAUGACAUCAAGUUUGGAAAGUAG
Molecule: messenger RNA, 936 nt
Organism: Nerophis lumbriciformis (worm pipefish)
Lineage: Eukaryota; Metazoa; Chordata; Actinopteri; Syngnathiformes; Syngnathidae
Source: RefSeq, a predicted model, not a curated record